CCCCCGCGCGGGCCCCGGACCUUCGCGCCAAGACCCCGGCGUGCCCCGCAGGACCGCCUGCAGCCUCGGGCCACCGCCGCAGGGCAGACUCUGCAGAGUUCCUCCUGACCUCCCCCCUGCCUGCCUCCAUGAAGAAAACCAACCUGUGGUUCUUGGAGCGUCUUCGGGGGUCUGGGGAGAACGUCCCUCCUGGGAGUGAGGCUGGGGACAAGACUUCCAAGGGGCCCCUGUACAGCAAUGUGCUCACACCCGACAAGAUCCCUGACUUCUUCAUACCCCCCAAGCUGCCCGCUGGCCCCACGGAGCCCGAGGGGCCGGCUGAGCUGGGUCCCGCCUCCUCAGAGCAGAGCCUGGCCUCAGGGACACCCCGACGGGCCCCCCGGAGCCCCCGGCUGCCGGCCAAGUUGGCAGCUGAGAGCAAGAGCCUGCUGAAGGCAGCCACGAGGCAUGUGAUCCAGAUCGAGAGCGCAGAGGACUGGUCGCCUGAGGAGGCUGCCACCAACGCUGACCCCCAGGCCCAGGGCGCCAUGUCCCUGCCCUCCGUGCCCAAGGCUCAGACGUCCUACGGCUUUGCCACGCUGGCAGAGAGCCCCCACACGCGGCGUAAGGAGUCCCUGUUCCACAGCGAGCACGGAGCCCUGGCCCAGGUGGGCUCUCCAGGUGCCGGGCGCCGUCGGGGGGGCGCCAAGGCCAAUGGGGGAGACGGGGUGCCAAGGGAGGCUGGUGGGGCCCUCAUGAGCCCCGGCCGCUACUUCAGCGGUGGGGAGAGUGACACGGGGUCCUCUGCCGAGUCCUCCCCUUUCGGGUCCCCUCUGCUGUCGCGCUCCGUGUCUCUGCUGAGAGGGUUCGCCCAGGACAGCCAGGCCAAAGUGAGCCAGCUCAAGCACUCCGCAGGCCGGCCCGGCUCCCUGUCUGCCGAGGACAGUGCUCCAGACACCAGCCCCAGGGCUCGGCGCCGCCUGGCCCGCAGGCCCACCCCCGAGCCAGGGCCAGAGCCCGGCCAGGCGCCCCGUGCUGAGCACGCCGUCCCGAUGGGCCCCCGGGGCAGCGUGCGGCUCCUAGCGGAGUAUGAGGCCGCCCAGGCCCGCCUGCGGGUGCGCCUGCUGGCCGCCGAGGGCCUCUACGACCACCUCUGUGACGCCCGCUCCAUCAACUGCUGCGUGGGGCUGUGCCUGGUCCCUGGCAAGCUGCAGAAGCAGCGCAGCACCAUCAUCAAGAACAGCUACCACCCCGUCUUCAACGAGGACUUCUUCUUCGAUGGCCUGGGGCCGGCCAGCGUCCGAAAACUGGCCCUCAGGAUCAAGGUGGUGAACAAGGGUGGCAGCCUCAAGCGGGACGCCCUGCUUGGGGAGAAGGAGCUGCCCCUGACCUCGCUGCUCCCCUUCUUGUAAAGGCCCCCCACUCCCCGAUGCCCUCCUGCUCAGAGCCCCUGUGGGCAGGAAGCUGGGCCCGGCCAGCAGCCCGGGAGGGGCAGGGUGGGGGCUGGGGGGCUGUUUAGGCUCUGGCCGGGCUGCAGGCAAUGCUGGGGUUACUGGCGACCGUGACCAGAAUGCGCUUGCGUGGGCCCAUUUUUUCAGAUGAGGAAGAGGGGGCCGCCAGGGAAACGAAGGGGACACUUUGCAGGGCGGAGUGUCCUCCCCGACCCUGUGCCCUAAGUGGUUCGUGCUCCUUCACCCUUUCAGACUUCUGGAGAGGGGUCUUCUGGGGAGGGUGGUUGCCAGGAACCCAUGCCUGGGGGCCGUGCAAGUGGAUCACAGGCCUGGAGGGGCCGGUUCCGAGGCUGAGCCCAGUGUUUCCCACGGUGUGUGGGACUCUCCCUGGCCUGGCCCAGCAGACCCCUGCGCCCCCCUGACAGCAGUCCCAGGCCCGGGAUCCGCCGACAGCACCCGUGAGGCUGCAGGGGACACCCCACCUGGGUUAGGCUCUGGAGCAAAGUGGGUUGCGGAGGCAGCAGGCCGAGGAGGGAGGCCGUGUGGCUGUGGGGCUGGGAGUGGAGGCAGGACCUCGGAGGCUGAGGCUGUCCUCUUGCCCCGGGAGCCUGUCUGCUGUUCUCCAGCGCCUUCCCUCCGCCGCCUGCCCACCUCACCUUCAGGAGCCCCCCCACCGUGGGGGGGUAUGCUUAGAGCAGGCCCAGAGCGAGGACCCCAGCCCCAACCCCCCCCAUUCCUCCAAGGCUGGGGGCCGCCACCCCCCUGCGCAGCCCUUGGCUGCUGGAUGCCAGGAAGUGAUAGCCAGGGACUGAGGCUUGGGCUUUCCCUCCCGCAGGAAAUAGGUUUUGGUUAGCAUGGGUGGGAUGGAGGGACAGAGCCGGCAGGUGGGGAGGACCCCUGGUGUGCCCCUUCAUGUUGCAUGGGUUCCAUGUUGUGUCCGUCUGUGGGUCCUUGAAUGAUAGUCCGUGAACAUUUCCCCGCUUCACCCAGCAGAAAUGGUGCAUUGGAAGGACGGGCCAGGCCAGGCGUGCCUCUAGGUCCUGGGCUGUCUGGUAGGCAUGACUGGACUGGGGCAGCUCUUGGGGUCCUGGGCAGCCCCCCCCCAGACAUUGUCCCUCCUGACUAGGUUUCCAAAUGGCAUCGGGGGAGGGACGAAGGAGAUCUCCCCCACAGCCAGGGAAAGCACUUGUUCCCCUUUGCACUUUGGGACUGAGAAUUUGGGGCCCUGGGAGCUGAGGCCCCUUGCUGUGCGCCCCCUGCCCCCCCCCACCUCUGUCCUAGGCCUGCUCCUUCAUGCUCCCUGCUCUUGGUGUUGGGGGUUCCCCUUUCCUCUAGAACCUGGGGACCCCCCCCCCCCAGGGCCAGGCUCUUGGGCUGGAGCAGGUGGACCAAGGACCAUGCCCUGAGUCAGACGCUUGGAGCUUGUCACCCCCUCCUUGUCACCCGCACCCUGACCUCCCAGCCCUGCUGUCCCUCUGGGGGGGGCAUUCUAUAUGGCCCCACACUAUUUGAUAUCUUUGUGCUCCGGGGUGACUGUGGGUAAAUCUUUAAGACACCUUCUCCCAAGUGUGUUUGUUUAUAAAUGCUGUUUUUAGUGCAAUAAAAGUGUU
This is a messenger RNA of Neogale vison (American mink), 3040 nucleotides long. It is a transcript of the gene C2CD4C, whose product is annotated as C2 calcium dependent domain containing 4C. The record is from RefSeq and is a predicted model, not a curated record. Lineage: Eukaryota; Metazoa; Chordata; Mammalia; Carnivora; Mustelidae. The coding region runs from base 129 to 1391 and encodes 420 amino acids. The transcript is spliced from 2 exons.